UUCCGCUAGGAGACUGCACUCACUUCCCUUACACCUGUACUCGCCUGACAACACAGACACCACACACAAGUCAACCCACUGUCUUCCUGAGAGCCAAAAGAAAAAAAAAAUCAUGGAUCUACACAUAAGCAUUGUCACUAUACUGGUCUUAAUACUCCAAGCCUUCAGUGGGGUGCGACUCCAGGAGUCUACAGUGACCUCAGCACCCCCACCAGUGCCCAUUGAAACUGAGGAACCUGAAGGAAACAGUGAUACUGAUUUAUCCCUUACCUUCAGUGGAAUGGGUGACACUGGAGACAUGGAUUCGAACAAUAGCACAGUGCUCACCACAACAGUCACUCCAAACGAUGGCAUCCCAGGGCUGCCUGAGACUACAACUCCGAAGGCUGCCCAUCCGGCCAAUGACCUAAAUACAACUGAAAACCUCACCAGCACAACAACUUUACCGGCGACCUCAGUAGCUCCAACUGUAAUUCCCACGGUUCUUACAACAUUUGUGUCUAAUGACACUGGAGCCAGUAACACCAGCCAACCUGAUGUGCCCAGUGCCACUGAAAUAAGUCCCGUGGAUCCCUCCUCGAACGGCACAGUGGAUGAGCCCAACGCCACAGUAACAGAUGCUCCUCAGAGGCAUCCUUCCGCACAGCCCACAACGGAAUUCGCCCCCACCCCAACCGUGACGACUUCCACCCCAACUUCCACUGCUGAGGUUCCCAACACCACGAUCAAGGCUGGGGCUUCAGGGAACAACUCAGACAGAGGUCUUUCACCAGGUGUCAAGAGGAGGGGAAAUGGGGAUGCCUGGGGUGCCAUCAUUGGUACAGCUCUGGCUGUGGGCUUUGUGGGUUUCAUCAUUUACAUCCUCCUUAAGAAGAAAGGCAGACGGGAAUUCAUGCACAGAAAACUCAUCGAGGACAUGCCUCCAGACCCAGUUCAUCGACUAGACAAUGGCGAGCCUCUGGACUUGAAAUUUGAUGGAUCGGCGUACUACAACCCAGGACUCCAAGGAGACAACAUUCAGAUGACCAGCUUCCCACAGGGACAAAUGCACUAACAGACAAACAAUCAGGAGAGCCAAGAGAGACUCUCACUAAUAGUUAUACAGUAGCAAUAUAACUUGAGCAUUGUUUUCCUGGAAAACACUUAACUAGAGUGCCUUCAUUAGAGGAUCCAGCCACUUUUCAGAUGAGGGAGAUUUUUGUUAUAAAGCAUACAUUUUGAAAAAUAAUAUAUUGAAGUGAACUUUAUGAAGUCUAUUUCAUAUGAAGAAUUCAAACGAGAAUGACAUUUCUUCCUAGAACAUUCUGCAGAAACCUCAAAACUGUCAGAUGAGACUGCCAACCUUGAAUAAUAUGCUCAUGGUUUUCCACAAUAUGCUUGUAUCAAAUGAUGAAAAUUCAACAAUGAUAUUUCUGUUUGGAGACUGGGAAUUUACUGCAGUGAUAUCUAAAUUACAUCACACUAAAAUGUAAACCUAUACCGUUCAUUAUUUCGUGUAAUGACACAGUUUUUCAUUUUCACUUGUCCAUAAAGUAUAAAUUGCAGCCAUUUUCAUUUUAGGAAUGUACAUGGUAGAAAAAUCAAAAUAUGAAGAGAUACAGUUUUAAAAUAAAACAACUCAACAUUUGCAGUCUCAGAUGGUGCCAAAGUCAGGGUUUUUGAUUAUGAACUGGACAUAAAAAGUGGUGUAUUUUAGAGUUUUAUCCACACUUUACAGUUUCUGAUUGAAACAUAUGAUUAUAAUCAAUAAUAACAACAGUCACCAGACUGUGGCUAAGAUGGUAUAUUUUGUUGGGAAAGUCUCUCUUUCCUUUGCCUCUAGAGCUACAUUUGGUAAUUGUACACUGGAAGGAGGUGUAGCAACUUUAAAAGUUGAAAAUACUUUAACAUGGUGGUGUAUGUAUAGAAGGUCCAUAUGAAAUUUGAUAGCUAAUGUAAGAGAAACUCAGUCAUGGCUCUUGUAUGUAGAGGGAAGUCACUGCCAUGCCAGUGCUUUGUCUGCAUUUUUAAAACAUGACUGACAAAAUAAGACAGAUACAUGAUUUUACAAUGAAUAUCAUUUACAGUUAUACUCAUGCAGCAUAGGCGUUAUUGGUCAAAUGACUAUUUUGUCUGCAUUUGGGUUAGUUGCUGUUUGCUUGUAUGAAACAUUUUUCAAUUGUUUCAUGUAUCAGAAUGUGCUUGAAUGUACUUGUAGGGCUAAUCAUUUGACCCAGAAUUUAGGAAUCAAUAAAAGAGGUCAUAUAACUGGACCAUUAGUUCACCUGGGAGCUCAUUUAACUCAAACUUGAAUUUCUAACUUGCUAUUUAUACUAAGAUGAUUUGUUGUUUAUACUUGACAAAUUCAGUUUACACUUUAGUUUAACCUUGUAGUUAAUCUGACACAUAGACCUUAAUUUGUGGCAUUUCAUUAAUUGAAGGGUAAAGUUUGUCUUAUGCACUAGAUGUGCUGAAUUGUGUUACAGUUUCUUUACAAUGCAAGAAAGUGAGUUGUACUAAUACUAAAAAGGUGUAAGGAAUAAAAUGUGUUUCUACUUACCCCAUAUUGCCAUGAAGAUGGCAAAGAAUACAGUACCACUGUUGUCAAAGAGAUGGGUCACCUAGCAAAACAAUAAAAAAAAACAAAGUAUGUCCUUUUAGUGUACAAUUCCACUCAUAAACAAAGGAAAAAUGGCACUGGAUCUCAAAGACUAAAUCUAUGGAAUGGCCUAUUUUCAUAAAAAAAAAACAGAAGCUUUUUAAAGCUAAAAAAACAGCUCUUGCAAUUGCAAGUUUUAAAAAUACCUUGAUUCUUUUUUACAAUCAUCAUAGUCAUUUGGGCAUAAAAGACACAGAAAAUAUCACUUGUAGGAAUCGACACAAUACAGAGUGGUAUUCAAAUACACUUGAGAGAUGGAUUCUUAGAUCUCUUUUCAAUCAACCUGCAAUUUGUUUUCUUGAUUUUGAUGGGAUUUUCCUUUUUUUUUUUAAAUGACUAGUACAGUACUUGCCAAAAUUUAUCUCUCAAACCUGCAGACAAACAAUAUUAUGCUAUUAUCAUCUCUUCAUAAAAGCUAUUAUCAAUGUGGAGAUUAUUCAAUGGUUGUCUCCAAACAAAAAGGAGAACUGCACAACUAAUGGGCCUUGUCAAUGAUAGACAUUUUAUAUGCGAGGUGAGCAGAGCUGUUUUCUCAUGAUCACUCAUCUUCUUCAUUAAAACACUGAAGUGUUUUCCUCCCAAAUUUUCUAGCUUUCUGCUUCAUCCCCAAGUCCAUCAUAAAAACAGAUGUGUAUGCCCAGCACUAACAUGCACACAUUUUCAAAUGUCAAAAUGCACUUACAAAUGUGCGUAUAUUUGGACAAAGGCCCUUCCCAAGAACAGCAUUGUUUUGACUUGUUUGACUUGUUUGACUUGAUGUGAUGUGUUCUUAAUAACACUAGUUUCAUAAUACUUGUACUGUUAUUCUUCAGAGGUCGAGUACAUUCAAGGGAGACUGGAAUUUUAAAUGGGUACCUUUUGUACUUUUUACAGUUUCACCAUAGAAUUCAUAAAGUUACUGCUCUGUAGCUUUUGCCAGCUGUUUUAUACACAUAUUUAAGAUCCCUAUCCUUCAGCACUGUACCAAGCCCUUUGAAAUAAAGUGAUUUCAAACUUCCCUCUUCUUUGCUCAGUUUACCAGAACACAAAACUUACUACCUCCUACUCCCUAGGAAGGCAUU
Molecule: messenger RNA, 3699 nt
Organism: Megalops cyprinoides (Indo-Pacific tarpon)
Lineage: Eukaryota; Metazoa; Chordata; Actinopteri; Elopiformes; Megalopidae
Gene: muc15
Product: mucin 15, cell surface associated
Exons: 4
Coding region: 113-1054 (313 amino acids)
Source: RefSeq, a predicted model, not a curated record